GAGGCUAUGGGGCAGGGCGGGAAUGGCGGCGUGGAAGUGGAGUGAGAUGGGUGAUCUUCUCAGCCCUCCUGGGUGUGGGGCAGCGGGCAAGUGCGCAAGCGCUUGCCGCCCGGUGGCGCAUGAGGGCCAUGGGGCUAGGAGGUGACGUGUGGCUGGAGGUUUGCCCUAUGGCACUGCCUGUGUCCAAGGGGAUUUCCGCUCCCUUGGCUUCCAAGUCUUGUUUGCCAGUCGGGGUCGGGAUCUCGUGGCAACGCCAAGACUGCGCGGGAUGUUGGAAAGCAUGGGGCUGGGAUGCGGGCAGCUCUGGGCUGCCUGUUGCAGGAAUGCCGCCUCUCCGGCUUGCCCAAAGGAUGCCCAAACCUUGAGGUUUGCUGACACACAAAAAAAAGCCACCUGCGCCUAUCACAUUUCCUCAUGGAUUGGGCGUUGCUAGAGAGCUCGGAAAUACCUAAAGUCUUGUCUCACCUGAAGGCAGUGGGAUCCUGCCCUGGGUUUCUCCCCGGGGGAUCCUGCCCUGGGUUUCUCCCCGGAGGAUCCUGCCCUGGGUUUCUCCCCGGAGGAUCCUGCCCUGGGUUUCUCCCCGGAGGAUCCUGCCCUGGGUUUCUCCCGGGGGAUCCUGCCCUGCAGUCCCUGCCGCCACGAGGGAGCCGUGGCCCUGGGACACGUGGUGGCUGCUCCCGCGCUGGAAUCGCUGUUGCUGAGACCAGCGCUGCCCGUAACAGGUUUUCAGAGUCGGCUCCUCAUCCAGCUCCUUCCCUAUAUUGCUUAUGAGAGUUUAUUUAGACUUUCCUGAUGAAGUCAAGCCUAACUAUAUGCAUCACGCUCUUAACAGCCUCUUGCUUUAACUUUUUUUUUUUUUUUCCUUUUUAAUGAAAGAAAAGGGGAGGGGGCCCGAUCAGGACUGAUGUUGCCUCACGUGAUAAUCGUACCACACCGCGGGUGCAGUUCCUUCCUCUGCUCGCCAGUGCCUGUUGCAUCAUGCCUGGACCUGGGCCAUGGCUCCUGCUGGAUUUGCCGGAGCUCAAAUUCCAUCUUGGGGGGGGAGGGGGGGUGGAAACCCCCGCGUUUGUCAGACCUGUGCCCUUGGAGCCAGCGGUACGUCAGGAGGCUGCUUUGGAAACUGAUGCAGCAGCAUUGGAUAGGAGGGACAAGGUGGAUCCCUUGGACGCAAGCAGGGGAGGAGAAGACUUUUACCAAGUCCAGGAUGGCAACCACUAUUGCAAGAAGUGCUCUGCGGGCACCUACGUCGCACAGCACUGCAAAGAGCCAAACGGCUCCAGCGUGUGUUUGCCGUGUGAAAAAGAUGAAUACAUCGAAUACCCAAAUGACUUUUCCAAGUGCCUCGGCUGCCAGAGGUGUAGGGAAGAUCAGGUGGAGCUGAGUCCCUGCCGAGCCACCAGCAACACGCAGUGCGCCUGCAAGAGCAGCACCUUCUGCUCCCCGGACCACCCCUGUGAGAUGUGCCAGAAAUGCCGGCCCCGGUGUCCCCAGGGCGAAGUGGAGCUGGCUCCCUGCACGCCGCACAGCGACCGCCAGUGUGGUCCCCCCACCGGCACCGUCUCCGGCUUGUCUUACAACUACAUCGUGAUCAUCGUGGUGGCAGUUGUGGUCCUGCCUGUUGUGCUGUUCUGCAUCUGGAAAUACCGCAGCUGCUGUUGCCCAGGGGGCGGGAGAGACCUGAGCAGGAAGUCCUGCAACGUGGUGGAAUACGUGGUGCAGCGGAUGACCAGGUACCAGAGGGGGAGGACAGAGGUGGAGGACAACUUCCAAAAUGAGAGGAUUCUGGUUCCCGUGCAGGGAGAAGACCCCGUUAUCCUUUUGCGACGCUCUUUUGACUUCUUUGCCCGAGAUGUGCCCUACAAGGACUGGAAGAGAUACGGCCGAGCCCUUGAUCUGCUGGAGAAUGAUAUUGUCCUCGCAGAGUUGAAUGACAAGUAUUCACUGGAGCCCUUCUUCCAGAUGCUCAACACAUGGCAUAACAGACAAGGGAUGAAUGCCUCCGUCAACACGCUGCUGGAGACCCUGCGCCGGAUCAAUCUCGGAGGAAUUGCAAAGGACAUCUCCUCCAAGCUGGUCCAGCAAGGAUAUUUCCAAUACGAAGUGAGCUGAGGAGCAGGGCAGGCCCUGCAUCUCCCCACUUCAAGCUAAAACCAUUAAUACCUCUACAAACACUUGAGUUUUACCUUUUUGUCGCUCUCCUGUGGCUCUUCUCUUUUUGAAGCCAUCGUACAGCUCAGCUGAGCCCAGAGGAGUUGACGAAGCGCAAACCUCACGGUCCUCUCUGCCCAGUGUCGGUGCUUCCUUAUGAAAUCCAACCUGGUGCCUUGAUUUCACUGGGCCGAUGCAACGAGCCUCAAAACUAUUGCAAGCUGCCUCUGGGACUAUCUUGGAAGCACUGGUGCUCUCCAGACACCUUCAGGAUCACUGCGGAGAAGGGCUUUUGCAGGAUGUAGGCGUCCCUGUGGUUUUUAACUGGAUCAUCCUUUUUUAUUGCGGGGGGGAGCGGUUCCUGGCAUCAUGCAACGGCUUCUGCUUGUAGAACAUCUCUGAGCUGGCCAGCAAGCUUUAUACUGUAUGGUCAGUGGGCAAGCAUCGACUGGGGUCUUGGGUUAGUUUCUCAAAGCUGUUGACUGAACUGCAUUUUAGCCGAUAGCGGUUCUGCUUGCUGUUAGUAACCAGUUUAAAACUGGACUUUGAGGGGAGGGUGAGAAGAAUGAUUUAGAAUCCUCGAAUUGUUUAGGUUGGAAAAGACCUUGAAGACCAUCAAGUCCAACCGUUAACAUGGCACUGCCAAGUCCACCACUAAACCAUGUCCCUCAGUGCCACAUCUGCAUGUCUUUUACAUCCCUCCAGGGAUGGUGGCUCCACCGCUGCCCUGGGCAGCCUGUUCCCAUGCUUGACAACCCUUUUGGUGAAGAAGUUUUUCCUAAUAACUAUCCUAAACCUCCCCUGGCACAACUUGAGGCUGUCUCCUCUGGUCCUAGCGCCUGUUAUCUGGGAGAAGAGGCCAACCCCACCUCACCACAACCUCUUUUCGGGGAGUUCCAGAGAGCGAUUUACUUGCUCUGUGAUCACUGGGGUUGUGUAAGAAAAGGGUCAAUGCGGGGAGUGAGCGAGCUCCUCCUCGGAGCGGGAUGGAGAACGUGGGCAGCAAACUCAGUUUGUCAGAAACCUCCUUCUCCAUGACCUUCGUCAAGCCAGUUUGUUCCCGUUCCCUUGGCCGUGGGGUGGCUUUGCUGUCCCUGACUGUCUCCAGCCAGCAUGGAAAGGUGAAUGCACUGAGGUCCGAGCAUGACUUUGGGUCCCCACCAUCCACCCUCCAGCUGUCUGGGUUGCUCCUCAAACAUUUUACUCCUCGCCCUGGCUCUUCCGCAUGGCUCAGGGACAACUUGGCUGGAAAAACUACUGCAUUACUUGAGCUGGCUCCGUGUGGUGCCGCCCCGGUACAGCCCAGCCCACCGGGACCUUCCCCAGCACGGCGGGAGAGCGCGAGGGGCAGCGCCAGCCCCUCUCCAUGGCCAGGGCCACCAUGUGCUGCCCAAGCGCCCGUCCCUCCCGCUGCCGCCCCUUCUCCCCCCUCCUCACCAACAUCUCCAAAAAAUCCCAUCUGUAACAUGCAAGCAGAAAGUUUGCAUUUCUGUAUUUAUUAACUGUAAAGGUUACAUAUUUUAACUUAAAACCUAAUAUAAAAAUAGUAGUUCUUGGUUUUUUUUUUUAACUAUGCAUGAUUGUGUCAUUUUGUACAGAGCUCUGGCCCAGCCAGUUUGGUAUUUCCAGUGUUUAUGCAUCUAUGAAGGAAGAAAAAAACUUUUAAAAAAACCCUCCUGGUUUCUCAUCUGACUUUUUUUCCCCUCCUUGCUCUGCGAUGAUGACGGUCCGUUCGAGGUUGCAGUGGGCACCAAAGGAGCUGGACCAGACGCUCAGCAGCUGCUCCGCGCGGCACUGAGGACCCAGCCCGUGGCGUUGGUGCUCCGCCACGCCGGCAUCCCGCCGGCAACGGCCCCCACCAGCGAUGCUUCUGCCGGGGAAAAACUCGGCAGCAAACCUGGGCUCUGCCUUUACACCUACGCCGUGGGUCCCGCGCUCUUUAGGCGCCUGCAAAAUUUAGGAGGCUGAAAUCUCAGUCCCUCACGUGGGCAGGGGCUGGGACCCCGGGGCCGAGCGAUGCUGCUGCCCCCCUCCCCGUGACGAAGCUGUGCUGCGGGGGGGAGGGGGGGGUCCGCGGCGCUCCCCGCUCUGGCUGCCGCGAGCCAGGGCUCUGUGUGUUGCGAUAGCUGCGUUGCGAAUCCAUGCAGUGCUUAGUGAGGGGAAAAAAAAGAAAAAAAGAGGGCUCUGCUCGCCCCAGAAAGCCCCCCCUUGAGCUGCCCGCCAGCUUUCGCGGUGCGGUUGGGUUUAUCGAUAAUGCUUCUGUUGGGCUCAUCGAUGACGCUGCAGUUUGGUUCAUCGAUGACGCAGGUCUGGGGCAAGUGCUGAAAGCAGAAGCUCUCGGUGACCUGCCAGGAGGCUUCAUGCCCGAGGUCCCGUCCCGGCGUGCCUCCCACGCGUGCAGACCUGGGCAGGGAGCUCCUGCAGAGCCAGGCACGUGCAGGAUUUAGUGCCGGGACACGGGGGCUCGGGUCCCGGCCUGAGGAAGGCAAACGGGACUCGGAAGCAGCGGCGAGCACCCGGAUUCGAAAGGGAAAGAAACUCAUCGUCCUACCUGCUCGCUGGCGCUGCAAAGGGUGAAAACACCGAGUGUAAGCUGGCUGGAGCCGCAACUUUGCUCCUGCAUCCGUGGCUGAGGAUGAGCAUGAGAAACGAGUGACUCCAAAGUGCUCUACCGAGGCCGGCCGGGAAGAGGAGCAACGUGGAGCGGGAGGGGACACCACCGGGAGCAUCCCUGCUGGGAGCAUCCCUAUGCACCAUCCUCCACCCCUACGCGCCAUCCUGGCCCUCCUCCAUCCCUACACGUUCACUCCAGCCGCAGCAGCUUUGCCAGGGAUAGGCUCAAAGGAGCUUUCCCUUCUCCCGUCUGGGGAAGGUGAGCGGAGGUUUGGGGUCCCUCCAGCUCCCCUGCCCUGCCCUGCCGGUCCCGCAAAGCCACGCUGCCUUCUCCUGCCGGUACCCGCUGUGGUUGUGCACCUACAAGGACACAGGUGGGACAUGCAGAGUUAGUCCGAUGGAUAAAUCCACCUCUCCAUGGAUAAAGCCACCUCUCGUUGUACAAGGGCUUUGUGGGUUUUUUGUUGUUUUUUUUUGUUUUUUUUUUUUUGAUGGCUGGAUCCUGCAACGCUUCUCCACUGUCCCUGCCCAUCGCGGCAGCGCUGGUGGGGGGCGGGGGGGUGCUGGUGUCACCCCGAGACGGGCACAAGGAUGCCCCGUGUCCAGCCACUUCCUCCCAAACACACAGGGACCACGCCGGGCUUUUAAAAUACCAUUUAUUACAAUGGAGCCUCCCAGGCUAAAAUCCCAAGCUGGGGGCCUGGGGUUGGUUUCUGGUGUGGCAGGUUGGGGGGGAGAGUGUUUUUGGGGU
Chroicocephalus ridibundus (black-headed gull) is the source of this 5512-nucleotide messenger RNA. RefSeq names its product TNF receptor superfamily member 10b (gene TNFRSF10B). Gene Ontology annotation, molecular function: protein binding. NCBI's taxonomy places the organism in Eukaryota, Metazoa, Chordata, Aves, Charadriiformes, Laridae. The record is from RefSeq and is a predicted model, not a curated record. The transcript is spliced from 9 exons. Bases 979 to 2109 code for a protein of 376 amino acids. Gene Ontology annotation, biological process: positive regulation of apoptotic process; TRAIL-activated apoptotic signaling pathway. Gene Ontology annotation, cellular component: plasma membrane; cell surface.